Molecule: messenger RNA, 771 nt
Organism: Rhipicephalus sanguineus (brown dog tick)
Lineage: Eukaryota; Metazoa; Arthropoda; Arachnida; Ixodida; Ixodidae
Product: PHD finger protein 24
Exons: 5
Coding region: 1-771 (256 amino acids)
Molecular function (GO): calcium ion binding
Source: RefSeq, a predicted model, not a curated record
AUGAGCCGUCCAGCCGGCACUCUCUCGGGAGACCUACUCUACACACACGCCAACAGGGCCUCGUUGUUCAACGAACGCUGGUCCCAGCCGUCCUCCUCGCACCGGCGAAAGUUCCUCAGCAAAUUCGGAUCCUCCCUAGGCCGCAAGCACCGUCGCAAGCACACACACCUCUCGGGCGACCACUCCCCGGGUACGACGGAGCCCGCAUCGCCCAGCCUGGACUAUCUGGACUACCAGCAGGACUUGCCCAUCGUGCGCGUGGAGAAGCCGCUGUGCGAAGUGUGCCACUCGCACGGCCACCACCCGCCCCACCCUAAGACGCUGCUCGAGGACAUGCUCAAGUGCCGUAUCUGCGGCAACAGCUACCACCUGCGCUGCCUGCGAGCCGCCGGACUGCCCAACCAGCCGCGAGGGGCGCUGAUCGACCGACACGCGUGGUCCUGCAUGAAAUGCGAGACGCUGGAGCUGCUGCUGAGCGAUACCGAACUGCACAGCGCCCUGGACGCCGUCGGCAUGGACGCCGACCGUCGGAUGACGGCCGACUUGCUCACGUGGCCAAGCUUCCUGGAGCUGCACGAGCGGCUGUACGCGGGCGCGAGGGAUGAGCGGGGCUCGCUGCCGCCAGGGGUGAUGGCGCUGCUGCGAGAGGACUUCGCGCGCUUCGACCGCGACCACGACGGCUGCAUCUCGUGGGCGCAGGUGCUCACCCGGUUCGCGCUCCAGCUCCUCAGACAACGACACACCGACGUGGGCCGAUACCAGAGGGAGUGA